Molecule: messenger RNA, 454 nt
Organism: Meloidogyne enterolobii
Lineage: Eukaryota; Metazoa; Nematoda; Chromadorea; Rhabditida; Meloidogynidae
Source: the annotation of a GenBank genome assembly
AUGUACGGCGGUACGGGAAAUCCGGCAUCACAAUAUGUUAAUCCAGCAUCAAUGUACGGCGGUAUGGGAAAUCCGGCAUCACAAUAUGUUAAUCCAGCUUCAAUGUACGGCGGUAUGGGAAAUCCAUCAUCUGGCAUUGGAGGAAGCGGUGCUGGAUUUAUGCCACAAAAUAACAUCCCACAAACAGGGGCUAAUGGCUUUCCACUACAGUAUUCCAAUCAAAUGGGAUCAUUUCCUGGCGGUGGUAGCGCAAUGAGUGGAAUUGAUCCGUCCUUACUACAGCAAGCCUGUGCUGCCGGAGAGCAGCAAUACUGCUCAACACAAUCAUCGGCAGGUUGUACUGACAUGCAGUUUAAAUAUACAUGUCCAAAAACAUGUGGACUUUGCAAUGGCUAGAGUGAAAUUUACGAAACAAAUUUUAAUAAAUUUAAAAGGGUGUCAUACUUUGUGUGAU